AUGACGGAGGAGUCGAGUGUCGUCUGGGCUUAUCUCACCCAGGCAUCUGCUCACAAUUCAGUGGCUGUAGUCGGCGUGCCAGCUGAAAUUUUAUCAAAUGGUGUGGUAAACUUGGACUUGGCCUUAGAUACACACAAACUGUUUGUGGGUCUGAUUUGUUUGAGUCUUUCUCAUGUCUUUCUUCUCUUAACUGCAGGAAAGGCCUUCGACAUCACAUACGUGCGUCUGAAGUUUCACACCAGUCGUCCGGAGAGCUUUGCCAUCUACAAACGCACCAGGGAGGACGGCCCCUGGGUGCCCUACCAGUACUACAGUGGCUCCUGCGAGAGCACCUAUCACAAAGUGAAUCGGGGCUUCAUUCGGACUGGGGAGGAUGAGCAGCAGGCCCUCUGCACGGAUGAGUUCAGUGACAUCUCCCCACUCACUGGGGGCAACGUGGCCUUCUCAACGCUGGAGGGACGUCCCAGCGCCUAUAACUUUGACAACAGCCCCGUGCUACAGGAAUGGGUGACAGCUACAGAUAUUAGAGUGACUCUCAAUCGUCUGAACACCUUUGGAGAUGAAGUCUUCAAUGACCCAAAAGUUCUCAAGUCUUAUUACUAUGCAAUUUCAGAUUUUGCUGUGGGUGGUAGAUGCAAAUGUAACGGACACGCAAGCGAGUGUGUGAAGAAUGAGCUUGGGAAGCUGGUCUGCAACUGCAAGCACAACACCUUUGGGGUCGACUGUGAGAAGUGUCUUCCUUUCUUCAACGACCGUCCGUGGAGGAGAGCGACAGCAGAGAGUGCCAAUGAAUGCUUGCCCUGUGAGUGCAGCGGGAGGUCUCAGGAGUGCUUCUUCGACCCCGAGCUCUACCGCUCCACGGGCCACGGGGGCCACUGCACCG
Molecule: messenger RNA, 883 nt
Organism: Merops nubicus (carmine bee-eater)
Lineage: Eukaryota; Metazoa; Chordata; Aves; Coraciiformes; Meropidae
Product: laminin subunit gamma-1-like
Exons: 6
Molecular function (GO): extracellular matrix structural constituent
Source: RefSeq, a predicted model, not a curated record